CACAUUUUCAUUUUGCACAAAAAACAAGACACAGUAAAUCCAGUGAAUGGGCGUCAGGUAAUUCAGUGACUUCAGCCUUGGUUGGGAUGUGUUUAACAGCUCUCACAAAAGGCAAUCAUGAGUUCAGAAAGCGCUUUAAUUCCAUCCGCUGCCGAUGCUAACAGCAGCGGCAGUGUAGUCGCCCCGACAGUCAUCUCCCAACAACCAGCAAGUAGCUCCAGUAGCCUUGGUUCAUCAUGCAGUCCCCGCCAGCUUAACAACGGCCCCGGGGACCUGCCCAGUGAGUUGAUGUGCAGACCCCUUGGUGUGGUUGUCUUGACUGGACUGGAUGCUACUUAUAAUGCUGUACAUCGGGCUAUCUGGGACUCGUUCAGUGCUAAUCGACGCCCGGACAGAGUGCCAUUGUAUUUUAAGGCACUACCUGCUGAUCAUGAAUAUCCUAAAUGCAGAUCAAAGCAAAGGACGUCUUAUGAGUGGUACAUUCCUAAGGGGAUCAUUAAGGGCAGCUGGAUGAAGAAACAUCUUCAAGAGGUCCCUGCUCUGGUGGUCGUCUUCUUUGAUCUGGACUGGGAUGAACCGAUGUGGGAGGAACGCCAGAUGGAGUGUGCUACUAGAGUAGAAGUCGUCAGAACUAGCCUGCAUGGCCGAGGCACACGUGUUGCGGUCGUUCUUAUUCAAAAGAAUGCUCCACUACCACCAGGUGAGGAUGGGAAAACAGCUGAAAGGCCAGCUGCUCUGUGUGCUGCCUGUGAGCUCUCAGCUAAGUCACUAUUUGUUCUACCAUGUGUUGAUCACUUGUUGGGAUACACCAUAAGACUUGAGAAUGCAUUCUACGAGUUGACUCAAGGCUAUUACUACACAGAGGCAAGGAGAGUCAAGGCACAUCGGGAAUUCCUCAACAGAACCACCCAUCAGUUAUUGUUUGUGCGACACGCCUUCAAGUUUGCUUUCUUCAGUGAGCUGAAACAGGACACCCAUGGAGCACUCAAACAAUACAAGGUAGCCUACACACAUCUGACUGAGCUAAGAGCACACGAUACCAACAUGUUAGAAAUCAAGACCAUUGCUGGAUUCAUCAACUACAAGGUGUGUCGUCUGUGCUUCUUUCAUAAUACACCGUUGGAUGCCAUCAGCCAGUUCCGUAAGCAUGUAGAUCUCUUCAAGAACAAAGUGGGAUGUGCUGAGCUGGCGUUUGAGCACUCAGCAUGGAUGUCCAAACAGUUCAGUAUAUUUGGUGAGUUAUUUGAGGAGGCAAUCAAGCUUGGAUUGACAGCUAUUCAGACCCAGCAUCCAGGUUUCUAUUAUCAGGUGGCGGCUAAUCAUGCUAUAGCUAGGAAACAACUCUGCAGGGGAUUAUGUCAUGCAGCUACCGCCAUGCCUUCAUCCAAUCCUCUAGAGGAUAGUGAGAAUCUAGAGUUCUAUGGUCAGCGACCUUGGAGACAAGGUCAUCAGAGUAUUGACCCACCAGACCCUCAGAUGGAGAAAGAAGGAAUCCUAGCCUUGCAGUUUCUGGAAUCGCAAGUAGAUCAUUCCUGGAUCAUCAUUCCGUUGUUGAGCAGUGCUGUGGCGCAGUUCAAGAAGUACAAAUCUGCCCGCAUGAAACGCUCUCUCAUGGUCCAGAUGGGAGAGGAGUACUACCAUGCUAAGGAUUACAGCAAGGCACUUACGUUGCUUGGUCGUGUGACAUGGGACUACAGACUGGAAAGAUGGUGGCCACUCCUUACAUCAAUACUUGGUACUUCACUCAGAUGUGCGUAUCUUGUGGCAAGCAUAGAGGAAUAUGUCACAAUAUGUCUGGAAAUUCUUGGAAGAUUUUCACAAAGUAUUCCAGAAGAGAGAACUCGUGUGCAGAUGAACCUAAUCAGAGUCUUAUCGAACAAUCCACCAGAGCCGGAGCACGGUUGUGCUUCCGAUGCCGUUGAGCAGGCUCGCCAGCUCUGGAAGACCAAAUGUAACCCCCAGAAUACACCAACAGUCUUUAAGGUGGAGAUGCGGAACCUGGUGCCGUUUGUAGAGUGUAAGGCCAGGUUCUCUAGCCUCAAAUGCACUGCUGAUGAACUGAUUACGCUGGAAGUGUGCUUGAGGUCCUCCUGCCAGUUCCCCAUCCAGUUCUCCAAGCUCACCCUCCAGCUGAGUAACCCAGCCUACAACGCCCAGUGCGUUGUGACGGAUGGUCGCCCGUUAGCCUCUCCAGAGGGCGUGCCUGCUAUCGCCACGCCCGAAGCCCAGGGUGAUUUGUACCUCAUGCCAGGACAGGUCAAGAUGCAUCAGUUUCAGUUUGCCGUCUUGCCCGAGGAUGUCGGACGGAAACUAGAGAUCUCCUCAGUGUGUCUAUCCCUUGGUGAUGAGGUCAACGCACGCUGUGCCGUACUCUACUGGCAAGGGGGCGGAGCUGACGCUGCCUCCCUCAUGAAUAUUCAAGAGGUCGUGACCCUGACCCGAGGUCAACCCUCACCGGACCGACUGGUAUGGGAUAGGAUUUCAAUUCAGCAAAGCAUAAGCAUUCUCCCACGCCCUGCACACAUCAGCAUCAAGUUGGAGCAUCAGCCACCAUGUCUAGUCAAUGAAUAUUACUGCAUUAAGUUGACUAUCACCAACAAUGAGGAGGAACCUAUAACACAACCCACCAUGUCAAUCGGAUUACAAGAAGGACAGGAUGGAGGAUUGGAGAAGACGACGGAAGUUAGUCUUAAUCCAGAAUCUUUCUUGAAGGAGUCUUGCCCUUCGAGACUGAAGAACAUACCUUUAGGUACCAUGAAGCAAUCCAACAAGGUAGAGAAGUUGGUAUAUAUUCACUGCACCCAGCUAGGCAGUCGUGUGAUCAGUGUACGUGUCGUAUACAACGUAGAAGUGAAGAUAUCCAGCAACAGCGCUCUACCACCGGUAUCCUGCACCUGCUAUGAGGAACAGUCAGUCUCAAUGCACACCAUCUUACCUUUUAAUGUCUCAAUACACCUGUCUUCUCUCAAGUUUGAGGCGAUUGAUCAUGUAUCUGGAGGUACACCAUUCCUCCUAAUGACAGACAUCAAAUGUACAUCACCCUGGCCUAUCAUGAUCUCAAACACUACGCUCCAAUUGUCUGGUGAUGUUAGGCCGACUGACACAAUUGAAUCCCAAGUUAGUGACGUUUGUCUGAAGAAUGAGGAGCAUGCCAGUGAGUGUGUUUGUGUCCAGGCAGCUGGCCAUGCAGAGACUGGGCUCAUCAACCUUGGAAGCUGCGUACUAGAAUGGAAAAGGAACUCCCAAGAUGAGAGCCUUCCGUUUGUCAAGACAACGUUACCCCUCCCAGAAGUGAGCAUCCAGCCCCUACCUCUGUCCAUAGAGACAGAGAUCCCAGCCUUCGGGGUGGUCCGAUCACCACUGCUAGUCAAGUUUACUAUUACGAACGAUACAUCCAUCGUGCAGACGAUCGAGGGUAGUAUACAAGCCAGUGAGGCUUUCAUGUACUCUGGGCACAAACAGAUAUUCUUUAGGAUUCUUCCCUCUUCUAGCCAGUCACUCUCCUACAACCUACACCCCUUGAUGUCUGGGUAUGUGCAGCUACCCGAACUACAGCUAAAUAUCCCCCAUGCUCCUAGCAUGACCAAGCCUGUAGUUGCUGCAAUGUUGCCCUCGCACAUCUACAUCAAGCCCCAGGGGAAGAAAGUGGUAUCGACUUGAUUGACCAUCAGUUGCCUUUAGCUGGAUGAGAACAUCGUAUUAUCCAAAUAUCAGCACUUGUGCAGUACAAGCUGUGACCCAGAAGUGUUUAGGGUGUGAAAGAAUCAAGCAGGUAUAGAUUCGGUAUGUUGGGCACGACCAAAACACAGUUUCAUAGAGUGUUACCCAUGGUGUGCCCAUAAACAGUGUGGGUUGCAGGCAUGUGAGACUUCCUCUUUUCAGCUGAUUUCCUCUGUUUUGGUUUUGACUUUCCUCUUUUUUUUCUUCAC
This is a messenger RNA of Asterias rubens (European starfish), 3929 nucleotides long. RefSeq names its product trafficking protein particle complex subunit 11-like. The record is from RefSeq and is a predicted model, not a curated record. The transcript is spliced from 29 exons. The coding region runs from base 118 to 3660 and encodes 1180 amino acids. NCBI's taxonomy places the organism in Eukaryota, Metazoa, Echinodermata, Asteroidea, Forcipulatida, Asteriidae.